Molecule: messenger RNA, 1132 nt
Organism: Abrus precatorius (Indian licorice)
Lineage: Eukaryota; Viridiplantae; Streptophyta; Magnoliopsida; Fabales; Fabaceae
Product: G-box-binding factor 1-like
Exons: 12
Coding region: 77-952 (291 amino acids)
Biological process (GO): regulation of DNA-templated transcription
Cellular component (GO): nucleus
Molecular function (GO): sequence-specific DNA binding; DNA-binding transcription factor activity
Source: RefSeq, a predicted model, not a curated record
AUAUCUAGAGACAGUAUUUCGCGCCACGCAGUUAUUAAGGUGGGAGGCUACUGAGAUCACAAGUUUUUUGAGCUUGAUGGGGACAGAAAAAUCUAAUACGUUUGGUACACCUUACAAUAUGGUGCCUGAAGAUGGAACUCUUGGCGCACCGCAAUGGACUACUUCUAUGCAGGCAUAUAACGGGUCAGAGUCUACUCCAAUUCCCAUUUUAAGUCAACAUGGAGCUGGUUCUUACAUGUCUCUCUACAUGUGGCCAUAUCAGGCAAGCAGCACGCUACUUCAAUCUGAUGCUUUGCAUGAUCCCAGCAAGCUGUCCAGUAAACCCACAGUAGCUGGGGAUGCUGCACUGGCUUUUUCAGAAAUGGUAUACAAUACUUUUGGUGAACAAAAUAUGAAUUCAAUGAAUGGAUGUGCUAGAAACUUACAACCUGAAAGUUUAAUUACUGACAAAUCAAGAGAAAAUGAAAAUGAAUCUUCAACACCACAAGACAGCAGAGAUGUAGUGUCACGGAGUGCAACAAAUGGAAGCAAGGGAUCACAGGACAAAGACCGUGACACAAACAAUGAUUUUCCUUCAGCUAAGAAGCUGCAAUCAAACUCAACGGAACUGAAUCAUAAUUUUGGGACAGGCCUAAAUGCAUCUGGCACUAAUGCUCAACUUGCAAAAUUGGAAAAGGAUGAAAUACGCAAAGAAAGGAAAAGACAGUCAAACAGGGAAUCAGCUAAGAGAUCAAGGAUAAGGAAAGAGAAGGAAUGUGACGAGCUACAUAAUAACAUUAGAAUUCUCAAGGAUGAAAACUCUUUGCUAACACAAAGGCUGGUGAGUCUUUCUGAAGACUGUAUGGAGCUUUGCAACGAGAAUGAUUUCAUAGAGGAACAACUGGUUGAGAUAUAUGGACCAGAAUCAAUAGCCGAUUUAUUGCCUUUAAAGCCUGCCUCUGUUACUGGUUAAGGGAGGAAGCAUCUUACAACUUAUCAGAAUAUAUAAUUUCAUUUUUUUAUUUUGUUACAAUUAUUAAAAUAAAAGAUGUGGUAAUAAUAAUCAUAGAUAAAGGUGGAAUAAGGUACUGAUUAUUCCUCAAUUAAUCACAUUUAAAUUUCCGAUUGAAUCAAUUAUAAUUUUUUUAUAAAU